AUGGGUUCCAAAGCCAGAGCAGCUGCCAUUCAUCAUCUGUAUAACUCUAAGUGUAACAUAAACGAUGAAGAUGAUCCAGACGAGCCACUUGAUGAAGUAAUUAUAAUACAUGAAAUGAAAUCACCAUUCAAAAUGGAUUUUCCCACGAUUUACAAUGAAGUUUCUAAAACAGUGAAUAAUUACAAUAAUGAUAAAAUAUGGGAUAAUGAGAUGGAUAAUCCAGUAUAUUGUCCCGAUUUUCUAACAAUCAUGUUGGAGAAAUUCAUGGGCACAGCCCCAAUUUGGAGUAAUUUAUUAUUGAGCGAUUUAUCUCGAUAUGGUUAUAAAAAUUUGCCAAAUUAUAUGCAUUGUGGUUGUCUUAUCAAACGAACAACUGGUGGUUCUGAAUCAAGGAUGAAUUAUGUUAAAACUGUAAUAUUGAAUAAGAAAGUGUAUACUCGCUUGGAUCAAGUUGUGGCUGUUCUUGCUGAUAAAAUAGUACCAUUAGAGAUCAGUACUGCUGAUUAUCAUGUGAAACAAAAGAAACAAGCUACAAAACAAAGUUAUCAGCAAGCGAAAGAACAAUGGAAACGCAAAACAAGACCGUACUCUAAAAAAACCGUACUCUGA
Molecule: messenger RNA, 609 nt
Organism: Didymodactylos carnosus
Lineage: Eukaryota; Metazoa; Rotifera; Eurotatoria; Philodinida; Philodinidae
Source: the annotation of a GenBank genome assembly